Molecule: messenger RNA, 7197 nt
Organism: Mytilus californianus (California mussel)
Lineage: Eukaryota; Metazoa; Mollusca; Bivalvia; Mytilida; Mytilidae
Exons: 6
Coding region: 27-1760 (577 amino acids)
Source: RefSeq, a predicted model, not a curated record
GUUUACGGUUUGAAAAAUAUGAAGAGAUGAUCCUCAGGGGAGUUUUCUUUUUUUCCUCCCUCACUGUUAUUCUAUUUUUCAUUAUCCCAGUAGAGGUUAAGUUCACAAACUUGGAUAAAUCAAAAUUUCAUGCUGGAAAGACUGAAUUUGAAUUAAUGCAAAGUAAAAGUGAAUUUCCAAACUAUGGAUAUUGUUGGAAAGAAACAAUAAUUUCACUCACUAAAGAUUGCAAGCAGUUGACAGCUGAAGUCCAAGGAAAACUCGCUCUUGCGUACUUGAACUGCUUUUUACAAAUGCAAGAUCUACCAAUAUAUGAAUGUGAUGUAACUCAAAAAUUAUCAGAAUGUACGGAGAAUAUGAAGGAUUCAGAUCGCAGUUCAAUGGCAACCUUCUUUACACAUACACAGAACAUUUGCUAUUUUUUAGAAGCACAGGUUUGGCAUGAUGAGACAGAACGAACCAUUAGAAGACUUGCAACAAGCUCAGAAGAUGUUGCUACACAACUUGAGGAAACAAGUGAACUUCAAAAUGAAAUGCUUCAUCAGCAAAAGGAAUCAAUGACUAACCAGAAAGAAAUUCUUGAAAAGUCUGUCAAUUUGAGUAACAUUAUAUCGAUAUCUUCUGAUAAUAUGCAUAAAAUAUUUGAUGAAUAUAAAAAUGUAACAAUUGAACAGCGUCACCUUAUUGGUGAUUUAUUCGAUAAAUUUUCACACCUUCAGUCAAUGAUGUUGGGAGAAUUCACUGGUUUAUAUUCAAUUCUAUACUAUGCUGUUAUGGUGCUGAUGUCUUAUUUCUUGACAUCAGCACCUCGUACUGCAGCAGCCAGGUUUUGGUUAUUUGGGAUAGCAACAGUCAACAUCUUGUCGGAGAGAUUUGCCAUAUCUUGGCUGAUAUCAGAAGAAAAUCAACUAGCGGGAAGUGGUAGUGAUAUUGAUGAGGCAGUUUACAUGUACCAGAAGCUUUGCAGGAAGAUAUCAGGUGCUGUGGCUUUACUUGUAUUGGGUGUUUCAGCUUACUGCUAUCAAGAUUUGAAUGUCAUCAAUAAUCAGCUCUUAUGGGAUAUCAAGAAAAGAAUUGAAAACCUGGAAAUCAAAAACUCUGUGCUAGGCAAUGAGAACCAAGAAAUUGUAAGUGCUUUGAGUCCAGAUAGCAGUAGUGAUACUAUAAUACAAGAAUAUAACAGCAAUACAGAUAGAUCCAAUACAUUAACAGCUGCUGCGGAUACUACAGGUUAUGAUAGUGACAGUGGUUGUAGUGAAAGUAGUAUAUCUACAGAGAGUUUGUCUGGUGAUACAGAUAACACAUACAUACCCUCAUCAUUAUCUACCGUGGAGAGUUAUUCUACAUGUUAUUCCUGGGAAUCCAGUCAGACUACACUUACUGAUGAGCUAAGGGAUAUACGUGGUGCGACACCUCUGAAGGAGUUGGCAGAACAAAUUGAUGCUUGGGCAAAAACUGGAAAAUACAGACAACCUUCACCAAUCCAUAGUAUGGAGUCAAGAUUAGCAGACUGCGAUGGAAGUAAAGUCACCAGAUCUAUAACACCACAACCAAGUACUAGUAAAAACAGUUAUAGCCAGAAAUAUUUCCUUAGACAGAGAAGUCCCAAAACAUUACCAUACAAUAAAACAGUAUAUUUUGAAUCACCUGGAAGCUUUGCCAAAACGGUAAAAGCCUUGGAAAAGAUCACAAGAAAAAACAGUUUUCUUACUAGACAUAACACCAAAGAAGAGAAAAGAUCCCCAUUGUCUGAUAAAUGAUUGUAUGUUAGAGCAGUAAUGUUAAUUUGAUAUUUACAUUGUGAUAUUGUAAUGCAUUGGAAUAUUGUCCGUCAUUCUCUUGUGUCAAAUUUACUUCCUGGUAUAUUUUACGAUAGUAGAGGGGCAUUAUGUUUUUUGAUUUAGGUAUAUAUUUUGUAUAUUUUAUAAUAGUAGAGGGGCAUUAUGUUUUACGAUAGUAGAGGGGCAUUACCUGCAGGGGGUUUUACGAUAGUAGAGGGGUAUAUUUUACGAUAGUAGAGGGGCAUUAUGUUUUUCGGUCUGUGCGUCUGUUAGUCCGUCUGUCCGUUCGUCCCUCUGUUCCCGCUUCAGGUUAAAGUAUUUGGUCAAGGCAGUUUUUGAUGAAGUUGAAGUCCAAUCAACUUGAAACUUAGUACACAUGUUCCCUAUGAUAUGAUCUUUCUAAUUUUAAUGUCAAAUUAAGAGUUUUGAUCCCAAUUUCAUGGUCCACUGAACAUAGAAAAUGAUAGUGCGAGUGGGGCAUCUGUGUACUCUGGACACAUUCUUGUUUUAAAAGAAAAAGGGGGUGAAAGGGUUAUCCCUGGUUAAAAUGGGAAUUUAUUUAGGCAUUAUUUAUAGUAUUUCACCCAAACAUUUUGGUAGUAUACCUCUGUGUAUAACUUUUUUGAUAUAUUUAGGACAUGUUUAAAAUUAGUAGGUAGUAACUUUUGCAAAGGUAAUGUUUUUGUUUGACAAAAAAUAAGUUUUUAUUGAUUUUGCAAUACAACUUGCAAUUGUAUUGUGGCUUUAUUAAGAAGAUUUAACAUGUCUUCCAUAUUUCAUAAUUGGUGCUUAGUGUGAUUAGCAUCUGCAAUUUGACAAUGUAACUUUUUUUUUAUUUAAAAAAAAAAGGAAUUGCCAAUAGUCUAUAUAUUUCCAUAGCCCUGGUAUAAAAUCAAAUGUGAAAAAAUCCGAUCUAUAAUCUUCAUGAUCUUAUUAGAUAUUAAUAUUAGGGAUUACACUGUUUAAAUCGUUUUGGUAUUUGAUUAAGAUUAUACAACAUUGUAGUUAAAAUCAAAACAUAUAAAUGAUAAUGCAUUGUUUUCUGAGAAUUGACAUCUUAAGAAUCUAAGAGCAUUAUGGGUAAAAUAUUCAUAGCAUACACAAAAACCUUUGAGUUGUAAAAAAAGGUUCACAAUUGAAAAUCAACCAAUGGUAUACAAUUAUUUUCAAUUUGAAUGAAUAACAAACAAUGAAAUUACCUAUAACUAUUAAGAUUAUGAAACUGCUGAUUAUUAUUUACCUGUAUUUCUUUUUUAACUGCUCAUUUAAAGUAAUGCUUUGAAUUGUGAAACAUUUGCACCAGCCUAAUUAUGAAUAAACUGAACAGACCCUAAAGUGCAGUAGAUACUUAAUUAAUCUCCACAUGUUUUUUUUUAAGGUUUUUUAUAUUGUCGAGUUAUUGUCUCAUUAAUAUGUACUUUUACAUAUUAAUCAUGUUUACAGAAAAGGUUAAGAUAUGUUACACAUAAUAAGUAUAGUAUUGUGUGCUUAUACCCUAAUAGUCUAGAAUAUUAUGGGGUGUUUCUUUUGAGUUUUUCCAGUUUGCAAAUUGUUUUAUUUGACAUUAGAGACAUGAUUUUUACAAUAUGAUAGUUAUUGAUAAACAGACCAGUAUGAAUCUAUUUUAUAUCUAAAAUAAUUUACUUUUUUUCAGAUAAUAUUUACAUCUAAGUGUAUUUUUUUUAAUUGAUUGUGCAGCACUGAACAAAUAUUAUUUAAAAUAGACAGAUAAUUUGGAAUGAAAUUAGCCAGUACACAUGAAUUAUUGUUCAUCAUUUUAAUUGUUCACAUUGAGGUUGUUUCUCAUUUAUCAGAUUUUAUUUAAAAUCAAUUACAUUGCUGUCAAGGAAAACUUACUGUUGUUAUAAAAUGUGGACCCAAACAAAAAUGGUAGAUAUAUACAAUACGUAGUAUGAUUAUUUGUCACAAUUAGGCCAGUGAAUUCUGUUUGAAUAUAUAGGCUUACAUUUUUUAGGUAUUUUUUUAAAGGAUUAGGAAACACAACAUAAAACAAUAUAAUAAGCUUACUCCUCUCCUGUCUAUAUGUUGGGAAAAUAGCCAUGUAACACCAUUUUUGCAUAUUCUAUUAGCUUUACAUUCAAAGGAGAUUUUAGCAUUGUAAAACAUUUUUGCAUUAACUCACCGUAAAAUGUGGCCAGACAUGGUAUAUUGAAAUAUGUAAUUGUAAUUGACCGUAAUUAAUUACAAUUUCUCAAGUAAUUGAAUGUAAUGUGUAAUUGAGCAUUUUUUCAAUUACAAGUAAUUGAAAGUAAUGAAUUACAUAGCCAAAAUUGUCUGUAAUUGACAAUUACUUGUCAAUUACAACUCAAUUACAUUUAAAUUUUGGAUCAGAAAGAUUGAAUCAUGUGUUUUCUCAAAAAAUGAUGAAACGCUAUGACCUUAGUAAAUGUAGUAAGCUGACAAAGCAAAGCCUACACAGUAUACUUUCUGUAAUUACACAACCAUGGGAUAUUCUUUAUUUUGUAUUGAAUAAACAAAAAAGAAAAAAGAACAAAUAUAAAGAUUAUAGAAACAUGCCACAAUUUGUGUUUAAAAGAAACCAUUAGUAAGUCUCUGUCUUGUACCUAAUUAGCUUGUUACCUACAUGUAUAUUCAGAUACAUAAUGUUAGACAUUGAUUAAACAUAAUCAAUUUUAAAGGACAUAGUCAAUCAGCAAAUAUAACCUCUGGCUAUUUGUUUUAUUAUAAACUAUAUAAUGACUGUUUUACAACAGUUAUGUUUGCAUGUUAAACAGGUGUUAAGACAAUUAGAGAGAUAAUUUAAAUCAAUUAGUUGUGAUUAAAACUAAAGUAUAUUUUUAAAAAAGUCAGGCUUUUUAAAUCAUUUUAGGAAAAAUAAUUUUAAUAAGUUGUGAUCAAAAUAAAAAAUCAUUUCAAAAUAUUAAAAUUAUGGCUCUCUUUUUGUAUCAUUUUCAAUGAAAUACAUUAAAUUAUAAAUUUCAAUAGGUAUUUACAACAAAAUUUGACAUUUUCAAAAUAUUGAAUAAGGCUUUUUAUCAUUUUGAGCAUUAAAUUAAACCAGACCUCUAGUCCUUACGAUUCCUGAUAGACAAAGAAUUAUGUGCACUUCAGAUUUAUGUAUGUUUUUUCUUUAUUUCCGUAACACACCAGCUAUCAAAUUUUUACUCUUCUUUGAUACUGGCUGAAUUUUAAAAUAGUCGCUGAAGAUGUCAUUUGUUAUUACUAUAAAGCAAUGUAUGAUACUUAUGUACAUAUCAUAGAAUGAAUGCAUGCUUUCAAUAUUUUAAAUUUUCCUUUCAAAAGUAAUUGAAGUAAUUAAUUACAUUUGCCAAGUAAUUGGAAAGUAAUUAAUUACAUUGGUAAAAAUUCAAAUGUAAUGUGUAAUUUAAUUGAAGAUUUUGUAAUUGUAAUUGAAUGUUAUUAAUUACUUUCAAAAGUAAUUGACCCCAUGUCUGAAUGUGGCACUAUUUUUUGUCCCCAUCUCACUGACUAGCAUUUUUUUCAUGACCAUCCUUUCAAAUGGUGUAAAUUAAAUGCUAUGAAUUUUAUCCUUGAAAAUAUCAUCAUUAAUAUUAUUAGAAUGCGGAACCCUUGGAUGGCAUGCUAACCAAUGCACCACAGAGCCCUUUAAUAGUAAAUGACAAAAGUGAAAAGGUUUUACACAAUUUUAUGAUCAAUGGGAGAUAACUCUACAGUUAAUUUUACAUUCUGCAUUAGACUUCAUUUUGAAAUUUGAAGAAAGAGACAGAAAGGGAACAUCAGAUAUUUGAAAUUUCAGAUUAGAUUUUAAUGUAGAAUAUUGAUCUCAUCUCAAAUUGUAAAUAUAUGAAUAUUGCAUCCCUGAACUUGAAUGCUUUGAAUCUUGGAAUUAUACAAUUAACACAGAUAGUGUUGGUUGUUAUCUAUCAUUUUGGUUUUUUGUUUUGUACAUAAAUUAGGCAGUUAUUUUACUAGUUUGAAUUUUUUUACAUUUCAUGUUGGGCCUUUUAUAGCUUACUAUUCAGUAUGCGUUUUGCUAAUUUUUGAAGGCCAUACCGUGACCCUCUAAUUGCUUAAAUCUACUUUAUUUGUUCUCUUGUACAGAGUUGUCUCAUUUGCAGUCAUACCUCAUCUUCUUACUUUUUUAAGUGAAUCUAUAUUAAUAAGAUAUGUUAGCUAAUAUGGAGAAAGAAAGUAACCACUCAAAUUUGUCUCAUUUCUACAAUUUUCAUGUUGUGGUGGAACAAUUUUAUUUCUCGUAAAUUGCCAAAAUGUUGUCUCAACAUUUUUCUGUCCAGCUAAAUACAGAACCAUUAAGAGUGGAUAGGCAAAGUAAUAACUUUUCUGAAAAAAAGAUACAUAUGCAAACAAUUCAGGAUCAUUUUCAGAUAGGAGUGUAUUGUACAUCAUAAAGCUAUGGUAACAUAAAAAGUUACCCAACUGUUUUAUAUUUUUUUUUAAAGUAAUAAUGUAUCAUGUUUUAAUAUAAAUUUGUGAAGAAAUUUUAAAACUUACAUGAAAAGUUGUAAAACAGUUGAACAAGGUACAGUUGGGUAAUAUGUAAAUGAAGUUGAUAUCAGAAAACAAACCCUCUUUUAUUUGUACAUGUAAAUACCUUUUUGAUUUUAAAAUAACAUGCAUUUGUUUGGAUUAUGACCAAUUUUAGUUUGUGGAUUGAUUUCUGUUUUUUUUUUUGCAUAUGGUUACAUUUUUAGCUCACUUGGCCCAACUUUUUAAAUUUUUGCCUUUUAUCUUGAAAUUAUGAUAGAGCGAAACUUUAAAUAGCAAAAAUGAUCAGCAAGAUAAGUUCUACAAAUAAGUCUACAUAGUUGAAAUCGUCUGAUGAUCCCUUAUUGGAGUUAUUGCACUUUAAUGACGAUUUUUACUAAUUUUUUGCAUUUUUGUCUAAUAUCUGAAAAAGUAUAAUAGAUUGAUUGAAACUUAAAUAGGCAUAAAUGAUCAGCAAGACAAGAUCUUCAAAUAAGUCAACAUGGUUUAAAUCGUCUGAUAACCCCUUAUUGGAGUUGUUCUCUUAAAUAACGAUUUUUAUCAUUUUUUAGAGUUGUUGCCUUCUAUCUGAAAAAGUAUAUUAGAUCGAUAGAAACUUAAAUAAGCAGACAUGAUCAGCAAGACUAGAUCAACAAAGAAGAGAUUUUUGUCAUGAAUUCUAUUAUAGUCCACAAAGAUGGAGAGUAUCCAUUGUUGAAGAUGCACAUAGACCUAUGUGAACGACACAGGCUCUUUAGAGCCUCUAGUUUAAAAUCACAUUAUUUUGAAGUUAUUUCAUUCUAAUUUCAAAAUUCAAGUCAUCAAGUUUAAAUUAUUUUUAGGAAAAAAAUAAGCUGUAAACUUUGCUCACAUGCAUUUCUUAUAAAAUGUUUCCUAAAAAAGUAAAUACAAGGUAAAUUGGUAUGACAUUAAGAAAUAAAACACUCUUUUAAUUAAAUCAUUUCAA